AUGUCGGCAUCGAGACCGCAGCUUUCGCUGUGGGAGAAGCGGGACCUGGUGUUACGCCUGCUCUUCCGCGCCCCUCUCCAGUUGGUCUGGAAUUUCUUGUACGGCGCGCCCUUCGCCCUCGCGAGGGGCGUCUCGAUGCGCUUCUUCGCCUUCUGCGCCUACUACCGCUUCGCCCUGGGCUGCAUGCGCGCCCGCGAGAUCCAGUUCCUGUUACCCCCUUCCAUCGUCACAUAUGAGAGGUGGAUCGCCCGAAAGGCCAAGCGGCACCCGGAGCUCGCCGACCGGCUGCGGCGCAACGUCGAGAUGCUGCCGGCCAACGACGGCUCCAUCCUGUGGAUCGGCAACCGGCAGAAGGCGACCAAGUUCGUGCUCUUCUUCCAUGGCGGAGGCUACGCCGUACCAUUGCUCCCGGGACACCUUGAGUGGUGCUGGGAGGCCUACGUCAACGGCGGGCCGGGGCUCCACGCCGAGGUCGCCGUCGCCGUGCUGCAGUACACCCUCGUGCCGGAGGCGCGGUACCCGACCCAGCUGCAGCAGGCCAUCGCCGCCCUCAACCAGCUGCUCCUCUCGGGCAUCAAGCCCGGCGACCUCCUCGUCGGCGGCGACUCGGCCGGCGGGAACCUCGCCUGCUCCGUCGUCCGCCACAUCUGCCACCCGUGCCACCUCGAGAUCCCCGCGCUGCGUCCCGAGGGGCGGCUCGCCGGCGUCUUCCUCGUGUCGCCGUGGCUCAGCAGCAAGACCACGGCGCCGGCCUUCCGCGAGAACAACCACGUCGAUAUGGUGACGGCGCGCGCGAUGCUGCGCGCGGCGACCGAGCUGCUGCACCCGCGCUUCCCCGUGCGCGGCAAGUCGGACGAGAGCGACCUGGCCAUGGCGAUGCCCAUGGACGGCGACAUGGCGUGGGCCGACGACAUCUCGGCCGCCGCGGCGAGCCUGUACGUUACGGGGGGCCAGCAGGAGGCCUUCCGCGACGAUAUCCGGGCCUUCGCCGAGCACGUCGGCUGCGGGAACAACGACCUGGACCUCCUCUUCGAGCUGGCGGAGCACGAGGCGCACGACUUCAUCCUGCUCGAGGGGCAGGCCGGGCGGGUGGGCGAUGCGACGGUGCGCAUGAGGAACUGGGCGGUGGCGCAGCUGGGGACGGGCCGGGCUUCGGUGUGA
Molecule: messenger RNA, 1161 nt
Organism: Colletotrichum destructivum
Lineage: Eukaryota; Fungi; Ascomycota; Sordariomycetes; Glomerellales; Glomerellaceae
Product: Putative alpha/beta hydrolase-3
Exons: 2
Coding region: 1-1161 (386 amino acids)
Molecular function (GO): lipase activity
Source: RefSeq, a predicted model, not a curated record